UCGAACCAACCUCGAGUCUCUCCCGCCGCUUCUCCAUCAGCAGGCAGCAGCUCCCUCUCCGGUGAUCGUGAGAGAAGAGAGACAUGGUUUCGCUGAAGCUCCAGAAGCGGCUCGCCGCCAGCGUCCUCAAGUGCGGCCGGGGCAAGGUCUGGUUGGACCCCAAUGAGGUCAACGAAAUCUCCAUGGCGAAUUCCCGCCAAAAUAUUAGGAAGCUUGUCAAGGAUGGCUUCAUCAUCAGGAAGCCAACCAAGAUCCACUCCCGAUCCCGUGCUCGCCGCAUGAAGGAGGCCAAGAGAAAGGGCCGUCACGCCGGAUACGGUAAGCGGAAGGGUACAAGGGAGGCGAGGUUGCCCACCAAGGUCCUUUGGAUGAGGAGGAUGCGCGUCCUUCGCCGCCUGCUCCGCAAGUACAGAGAGUCGAAGAAGAUUGACAAGCACAUGUACCAUGACAUGUACAUGAAGGUUAAGGGUAACGUGUUCAAGAACAAGCGUGUGUUGAUGGAGAGCAUCCACAAGACGAAGGCUGAGAAGGCUAGGGAGAAGACCCUGUCUGACCAGUUCGAGGCCAAGCGUGCCAAGAACAAGGCAAGCAGGGAAAGAAAGAUUGCCAGGAGGGAAGAACGAUUGGCCCAGGGUCCUGUUGAGAAGCCUGUAGCCCCACCACCCGCUGCAGCCCCGGUCGCAGAGGGAAAGAAGGGUAAGAAGUGAGACCCGUAAUGAAGAGAGAGCACUGAAGGUUAAUACUAAUUUUGGUCUUCACUUGUGUCUUUUAGUUAUCAUCAUCUAUCUUGUUAGAUUAAAAAGUUUUGCUUUACAUUUUUUUAUCCUCUGUUGGUUCUGCAACCUGUUUCUUCCUCGUGGUAGAAGAAAGAACUUCUGAAAGAUCUUGAAACCCUUUCUGUUCAGAUUCUCAUUUUUAUUGCUUUUGUUGAUCGGAUUUCGUCUUUGAUGAUGACGUGACUAUGUGAUAUCGGUUUCUGCCUAGGCGCAGAGUUUCUACAGUCAUUA
Molecule: messenger RNA, 1007 nt
Organism: Punica granatum (pomegranate)
Lineage: Eukaryota; Viridiplantae; Streptophyta; Magnoliopsida; Myrtales; Lythraceae
Source: RefSeq, a predicted model, not a curated record